Messenger RNA from Salvelinus fontinalis (brook trout), 3252 nucleotides. Its product is annotated as tumor necrosis factor alpha-induced protein 8-like protein 2. The coding region runs from base 740 to 1300 and encodes 186 amino acids. Lineage: Eukaryota; Metazoa; Chordata; Actinopteri; Salmoniformes; Salmonidae. The transcript has 4 exons. Gene Ontology annotation, cellular component: cytoplasm. The record is from RefSeq and is a predicted model, not a curated record. Gene Ontology annotation, biological process: regulation of apoptotic process.
GAGUUAUCGCAGACAGCAGUCACCAGACGAGAGACACAAAUCAACAGAUGACCACAGCUGCAUUCCACUGAAGGGUGUCACGAAAAUGGCCCUGCAUUUUCCCUUUCAACACCCAAAUGUGUGGGGAAGAGGAAAAAUACAGACGAUAAUAGAAAGAGAACGAGAGAACAGAAGGAAUGGAGAGAUUAAAACCGAGAGCAAAUAGUGGUGCAAGAUUUAUAGACGCUGAGCAAGUGAUAGUGAAUGCUGCCAGGAUUAGAGGCAGGGACAGAGAGAGAGGCAGAGAGAGAGAUGCAGAGAGAGAAUGAGAACGAGAGAAAUAGAAAGAGAGAGAGAGCGAGGGAGAGAGAGAGCGUGAGAGAGAGAGCGACAGAGAGCGACAGAGAGCGAGAGAGAGAGAGAGAGAGAGAGAGAGCGACAGAGACAGAGAGCGACAGAGAGCGACAGAGAGAGAGAGAGAGAGCGACAGAGACAGAGAGCGACAGAGAGCGAGAGAGAGAGAAAUACACCGCUCUGGGGCGUGCCCACAAAAAAUGAGUUCUUUAAGGAAAUGCGUCUGAGGUUGGCAGAGUCACAGAAACAGAGUGGUGGGUAUAACGAGAACCACUUUAUGUGAAGCCUCCUCCUGGAGCACUGAGUCGUUCUGAAGCCAAGGGACCAUAGGCACGCAGAUUAUUGAAAGAACACGGAGAUGACUGGUUGCAGAGUGGGUCUUCAUAAUCCAUGCAGUUGAAUCAAAAUGGAGUCCUUCAGCUCUAAAGACAUGGCCAUGAAGGCCCAAAACAAAAUCCUCAGCCGUAUGGCCAGCAAAUCCAUGGUGCAGAUGUUCAUUGAUGACACCAGCAGCGAAAUCCUGGAUGAGUUCUACCGCGUCUCCAAGAUACACUCUGGGAACCGCACAGAAGCCCAGAAGGUGGUCAAAGACCUGGUCAAGGUGGUGGUAAAGGUGGGCAUUCUCUUUCGGCACGAUCGCUUCAGCAAAGAGGAGCUCAGCCUGGCACAGGACUUCAAGAAGAAGCUGCACCAGGGGGUCAUGACGGCAAUCAGCUUCCAGGAGGUGGAGUUCACAUUUGAUAAGGCUGUCAUGACAGAUCUUCUGACGGAUUGUAGGGACAUCCUGCUGAAGCUCGUAGAGAAACACCUGACUCCCAAAUCCCUCGGUCGCAUUCGGCAUGUCUUCAACCACUACUCUGACCAAGACCUACUGACCAACCUCUACACCCCCGAUGGCCCUCUCUGGCCUAAUCUCACCAAGAUCUGCAGAGACCUGAACAAACUGGUUGAGGAAGGCAAGCUAUGAGUGGGAAUUCCAAACAGUCCUGGAAAAAUGAGAAACUUUUGCAAGCCUAUUAAGGAAUUCUGAAUUCAGUUUGCCCAAUGAAAAUACCAGGCGAUAUCAUUUUGAUAGCUUAAUGGGGACACUGAUUCAGUGUCAGUUGAUGAUGUAGAUAUUGAUUUAUGUUGGGAUCUUUAUGAGGACAUGGAAUCAUGAUCCUUGCUGUACAACAUAAGACAUCUGCAUUAGGACUGGGCGAUACACUGUGUAUUUGUCAUUAUCACAGUAUGAAUGUGCAUGAUAUGCAUAGUCACAUUUCAGUAUCUCACAUUAUUUCCUCUACCUCUGCCUAGAUGCAUUUCAGUCCAAUGCUGUUGGAGCUAAGUAAAGUCCAUUCAAAUAUGAUAUACGGGCAAAAAAGCUUACAUUUUACCAAAAUCACCUAUGAAAUCCUCCAAAGAGAUAAAUAUAUAUAUAACCUGCUCUGUAUAUAAUAUGCUUCUUUGUCAGGACUCCCUGCUUCCAGCAUGAUAAGAAUCUGUGGUCUACUUUCAAUUGAUUUGUCCUCCUGUUCUAAGAUAUUCAGUUUCCGGGGAAACUAAUGGACUUUAAUAGGACAACAGUCUGCCUGUUCAGUCACAGCAGUUGCUAACCUCAUUUAAGUACUAUUCAAAUUAAAAGUGGCUAUCUAGGACCAACAGACAACCACCUCAAUUAGUGUCUGGUCCACAUCUAAGCAUGCAGCCUUAGUAUCUGUCUGAUCACUGACUGUUCUGCUUGUUACAAAGAGUUUCUGAGACCAGCUAAUGGCAUUUCAUUUCUAAUACAUGUCUGAAUUAAAGUCCUGCUGUACAGUCUUUGCAAUGAAUGUGAUGAUUGGAUGGUCUUUAUAUAUUUCUUUAAGUUUUCAAUCAAUCAGUGAUAAUUCCACAACAUUAAUAUUCCCCUGAGCUUUCUGGAAACACUGCAGAUGGACCAUUUAAAAAUAAAAGGUUUUGAAGUCAAUAAAACUGAAGUCAGCUUAAAGAUUGCAGAUAGAUUGUAUCUUCCAUCAAUGUAAUUGUUUGCAUCGUUUCCAAUCCCCCAUAUAUUUUUGGGUAAAUAUACAUUUAUAUACAUCAGCUCGGGGGCGGCAGGUAACCUAGUGGUUAGAGCGUUGGGUAAGUAACUGAAACGUUGCUGGAUUGAAUCCUCGAGCUCACAAGGUAAAAAUCUGUCUUUCAACCCAUGAACAAGCCAGUUAACACACUGUUUCCCGGUAGGCUGUCAUUGUAAAUAAGAAUUUGUUCUUAACUGACUUAACUAGUUAAAUAAAAAAAAUAUACAUGCAUAUAUUUUAAAAAUAUAUUUCCUUAAUUACUAUAUUUCCACCCCUCCCCUAAUUGGAGUAAACUAGUGAACAACAACACUUAGGCCUCUACUUCCAGGUUAUACCUACUAUAUACUACUUUACAAUAGUUAUAUUUUGUUUGAUUUUAGUCCUGUCCUUCCUCAACCUCUCUCAUCUAUUUCUGAUGUCCAUCCAUUUUGAUUUCUAUUUGCCAUAUAUUUUUAACGGUGCUGUUUCACAGACGGACCAUUUUAGGAGAUAAGUUCAGAACCAGAAAAAGCUUUGCUAUUGACUACAAAGAUUCUAUUUGCUAUUUUAUGAGUGUGUUAAGAUCGCAUGAUGGGGUUGGGGGGAUAUCAGUGCAAGAGUAUGUGUAAACAACAUCUUAUAAACAAGUGUGUAGUAUUUCAGCAGUAGCACUUAGUGGAUGUUGUGCAAUGGGAGAAGAAUGAGGCAAUAAUUGGCCAUGAACCAUAACACUUUCCACAGGAGAAAUAGAAUCACAAAGCAAGUAAACUCUAAUGGUGUUCCCUACCCCUUUGCAAGCUAUAUGUCUCCUGUAACUGUCUUAGAUGUACACCAUUUGAAAGUGAACAUGUCAAAUUAAAGGACUUACGGGCCAUAAUACAGUAUAUCUAUCAAUCUU